AUGCAAGCGAAAGCGGAAGUCGGAAGGCGGAAGUGGAAUGCGGCGGGCGGAAAUCGAAAGCCGGAAGUUGGAAAUCGGAAAUUGGAAUUCGUCGUCGUUGAGAAAUCAGAUUUCUUCACAUUUUCUGUGUAAAGUGCACUCUUUUUUUCCAGGCAAUUCAUCUGUACCGCGAGCGAGAGCAACGAAAGUGGCGCGACGAGAAUCUGGCGGUGAUCGCGCGCAUCCGAUCCGAAUCGUUCGGCCCGAAUGCCGAGCAUCUCACCUACGUGCACAUUCUGGAUUUGCACAAAGAGGGCGUCAUUAAACCGCACAUUGACUCGAUUCGUGUUGGUUUUUCUAAACUUUUCAACCAAAAUUCGCGGGUUUUAGUACUGCGGUGACGUGAUCACGGGCGUAUCGCUGCUCUCCGACGCCAUCAUGCGACUUCGGCACAAGGAUCGGAAAGAAGAGCUCGUCGUGGAUUUGCUGAUGCCGAGAAGGAGUUUGUACCGAUUAGGGUGAGUUUUUACGUGAAUAGAAAUCAUAUCAAAUCAGGCAAAAAACUGGAAAAAAAACUGCUGUUGUGAGACCCGGUAUGCGCCUUUAAAUAAAUUGAAUACUUUCCGAAACAUAUCGUUAAUUUUCGGUGGAUAUUUAAAUUGUUUGAAGGUACAUGUCCAGCCUCACAAUAAACAUGAUUUACAAACAGAAAAAUGCCCUUCUCCUGGUUUUUUUCUCCAGUUUUCAGCUGAUUCCAUAUGCUUUUUUUUCCGAACUGACUAAUUUUACUUUUCAGAGGUCCCGGACGGUACGAUUUCACGCACGAAGUGCUCGGCGACGCGGAAAGUGUGUGGGAGGGCGAGAAAGUUCCGAGAAACCGACGGUUAUCGAUAAUUUGCCGGGACAUUCCGAAAGCGGCGAAUCGGCAGACGGACGGUGAAAUCGAGUUGAAACCGAUUCCCGAAGAACUUUAA
Molecule: messenger RNA, 953 nt
Organism: Caenorhabditis sp. 36 PRJEB53466
Lineage: Eukaryota; Metazoa; Nematoda; Chromadorea; Rhabditida; Rhabditidae
Source: the annotation of a GenBank genome assembly